AAUUGUUCGAAGCAAUUCAAAUUAAAUGUCACUACAGUGAAACUAACAGCAAAAAAAGAUAUUUACGCAAAAUAUCUUUAUAUACAAUAUUGUUAUUAUACAUAACAUAACUUAUAACCUCUUAAAAUGUUUAUUAAUAAAGUGUGCAGUAAAAAUCCUUCACGAAUUAUUUCAGUUAAUUCACAUUUAAAAGUAAGAGUUUUAUCAAAUAAAAGUAUUUUAUACUCAAAAGAAAAGGUUGAAAAUGAAGAAGAGCCAGUGUCAGCUCCUUCAUUUAUGGAAGUUGAAGAAGAUAAACCACAAGUUAAUUUGAAUAAAUCUCGUCUACUGCCUCAGCAUUUGAAUAUUUUAAAUAAUCAACGUCCUUAUGAUGAACCGCAUUCAUGGAUUCAUUUAACUGAAAAAUAUCAACGCAAGUUAUACGGCCGCUAUGGAAAUGCUAGUAGGGUUAACCCUAGGAUUUGCUUCCCAACAAAAGAGGAUGAACAGAUGGAAAAGGAUUAUGAAAGAAUUGCUUACCCUUUUAGUUUAGAAGAAAUGAUCGAGAAAAAUAAGAAAGAAAAAGCUGACAGAGUAGCAAAAAUAUUGCAGCGUGAGGAAGAUAUUGAGAAGAAAUUGAAAAAAUUAGGCCAAUGGACAGCUGAUCUGAAUGCAAAAAUAGCAAAGAAGGAAGCGGAUGCAUUGGCUGCUAAAGAACGAAAAGAGCGUCUUGUGGAAGAAGUAAGAAGACAUUUCGGCUUUAAAAUUGAUCCUCGAGAUGAUCGAUUUAAAGAAAUGCUGGAACAAAAAGAGAAAGAGGACAAAAAGAAGCAAAAAGAAGCUAAACGAAAAGCCAAAGAAGAUAAAAUGAUGACUAAGUUAAUUAGCAUGACUGAAAAGAAAGAAAGCAGUUAAUAAAUUGGGUUUGAGUUUGAAAUGCUACCGAAUUGUUUUUUGUUAACUCAUAAUUUCAAUGUCUUAAAACGUUAUUUUAAGAAGUACGUAUAUAUAAUAAAGCCAGGUAUACAAUUUUUUGAAUAUCUUCGUUAGAUAAGA
Messenger RNA from Condylostylus longicornis, 1035 nucleotides. It is a transcript of the gene CRIF, whose product is annotated as growth arrest and DNA damage-inducible proteins-interacting protein 1. Bases 127 to 894 code for a protein of 255 amino acids. Gene Ontology annotation, cellular component: nucleus. The transcript has a single exon. The record is from RefSeq and is a predicted model, not a curated record. Lineage: Eukaryota; Metazoa; Arthropoda; Insecta; Diptera; Dolichopodidae.